Molecule: messenger RNA, 1715 nt
Organism: Maylandia zebra (zebra mbuna)
Lineage: Eukaryota; Metazoa; Chordata; Actinopteri; Cichliformes; Cichlidae
Product: RNA-binding protein 4.1
Cellular component (GO): nucleus
Molecular function (GO): mRNA binding; zinc ion binding
Source: RefSeq, a predicted model, not a curated record
GUUUGCUAACUACCAAUCAAAACAACAGGAGAAGAAGAGAACGCGGACGGUACAGUGGCGUCAUUUCAUUGUUCAUUCAUUGGUAUCGAGGCCUACGUCUCUUUAUAGGAUACACAGAAUUCAUCAUGGUGAAAAUUUUUAUUGGCAACCUUGCCUGCAAUGCCACAGCAGAGGAGCUACGGGAACUCUUCGAGAAGUACGGCAAAGUCACAGAAUGUGACACUGUCAAAAACUACGGCUUUGUACACAUGAGCAACAUGAGCGAGGCAGAGGAGGCCAUCAAAAACCUCCACCAGCACCAGCUGCACGGCUGGCGCAUGAAUGUGGAAAUGAGCAAAGGGAGGCCUAAGUCCACCACCAAACUGCAUGUCAGCAACCUCGGGGAAGAGGUCACUAGUGACGUUUUGAGGGCCAAGUUUGAAGAGUUUGGCCCAGUGGUGGAGUGUGACAUUGUUAAGGACUAUGCCUUUGUUCACAUGGAGCGAGUCGAAGAUGCAAUGGAAGCCAUCAGUAAGCUGGACAACACAGCCUACAAAGGCAAGCUGAUGAGCGUACAGCUAUCCACCAGUCGGCUUCGCACUGCCCCGGGAAUGGGAAAUCAUACGGGCUGCUUUGUCUGCGGGAAACACGGCCACUGGUCGAAAGACUGUCCAGUCGCUCGGAACGGUAGCCACAGUGACGGCAUGAGAGGCCGCGGCGCCCAGGCCCCGCCACACGGUCUCCCAAGUUAUGGCAGCUACGGGAUGGCCUCACCUGCAGCAGCUGAUUACAUGAGUGGCUCUGCAUAUAGUCCGGCUAGUUACGUAGGUGGGUUGCCUCCACCUCUUCCCCACAGGCUUAGCGGCUACGCCUCUGAGCCAGGGGAUCGGUACAGCAGCAGAGCACCAGGCUCCUAUGCUGAUAGGUCACCAGCCUUUGAUCGUGACCAUUUCUAUAGCAGCGUCAACUAUUAUGAGAAGUACAGAGCUCAUCCUUUUGGCUCAAGCUAUUUUGAGGAUCGGCGCAUGUCCUACCUUCCCCCUCCCCCACCUUCCUCCAUCUCAAAGCUCUCAUCCAGUGUAGAUCCCUUUGAGCGUCAGGCCCUGCCUCCGCCUCAAGCGCCUGCCGCAUGCUACACAGGUGAGCACACCCCGACCAGACGAGCAGCUGUCCCAUCGGCUGCUUUGCCUAUGAGCGAACACAACUGUCGCCUGCCUCUGCCUCCAGGAGCUCAUACACAGCUGCACGACCCAAGGGUCAUUAUGCAUCACGUUAUGCGCCUUACUAAAGCCAGGUCUGUCUGUGAACUGCAAGACUUUUCCUUUGCCGUCACUUCAAGUGUGAUUCCUUCAGUCUGCGUUGAUGUACGGCAAAGAGACUCUGUUUGGAAAAUGGUGUCCGUAUCUUCUAGGCAUCUGAGAUGCCAGUGGCCUGCAGACGACUCGUCCUUUUCAGCCAUGUUCCCCUAGCUUGUUUUCUGAAGGGGCGAUUAGCAAAUGUCACACUUUGACAUUUUUCUUACUCUGCAGGUUUUCAGCUCGGGUUUUAGCCAAGUCUUUCUUUCUUUACAUGUCUCUCAUCAUUUGUUGCAAAUUGUUCAAAUCGGCAAAUAAUAAUUUUUGGUCUUUCUUUGUCAUUUAGACAUAUUCUUGUUCAGUUAAUACAUGUUUUGUUUUUUAAGAUUGCAUGAAGCAUACCUCAUUCCACAUAAUGGCAUAGGUUACCUGUUGCACAGA